AAGCGAACUGCUACCUAGGACCACAUUUAAUAUUUUCCCACCAUAUUUACCGGCCGCCUGGGAUGAUGCGCCCCAAUAAACUUGUGCGAUCGACUGCGCUACUAUGAUCACCCGUCUUGGCAUAAAGGUGGUUGAUGAUGCAUGCAACAUGCAGGCAGCAGGACUGGUACAAGGCGAUGGAUAUGACGGAUGAUGGAGAGGAGGAUUAUAUAGAGACGCUCCUUUGCUACUAGGCGUCUUUCGUUCCCAGAACCACCUUUGCUGCAGCCUGGCAUUCUCUAAGAAGUCUCUCUCUCUGUGUAUAUAUUGGCAACCCCCACAAUGCGGUUUACACCCGGCCUGACUCUGUCUGCCCUGGCCGGAGCAGCAGCGGCCGCCAACUCUACGUACUACAACCCGGUGCUCCCCGGCUGGCACUCGGAUCCGUCGUGCGUGCAGGUGGAGGGGACCUUCUACUGCGUGACGUCCACCUUCAUCUCGUUCCCCGGCCUGCCCAUCUACGCCUCAAGGGACCUGAUCAACUGGAAGCACGUCAGCCACGUGUGGAACCGCGAGUCGCAGCUCCCCGGCUACAGCUGGGCCACCACGGGCCAGCAGCAGGGCAUGUACGCCGCCACCAUUCGCCACCGCGACGGCGUAUUCUACGUCAUCUGCGAGUACCUCGGCGUGCCGGGCAAAGACGCGGGCGUGCUCUUCACAUCCACCAACCCGUUCGACGACGCCGCCUGGAGCGCCGCCCUCACCUUCGUCGCACCCAAGAUCGACCCAGACCUCUUCUGGGACGACAAUGGCGACGGGAAAGUCUACGUCGCCACGCAGGGGAUCCAGCUGCAAGAGAUGGACCUCACCACCGGCGCCAUGGGCCCCGCGAUCGCGCUCUGGAACGGCACGGGCGGCGUCUGGCCCGAGGGACCGCACCUCUACAAGCACGGCGGCUACUACUACCUGCUGAUCGCCGAGGGCGGCACGGCAGAGGACCACGCCGUCACCAUGGCGCGCAGCACGUCCGUCACGGGACCUUACACGCCGUGCCCGCACAACCCGCUGCUCACGAAUCGCGGCACGCAGGAAUACUUCCAGACUGUCGGCCACGGCGACCUCUUCCAGGACACCGAGGGCAACUGGUGGGGCGUGGCGCUCGCUACCCGCUCCGGGCCGGAAUACAGGGUCUACCCCAUGGGCCGCGAGACCGUGCUGUUUCCCGUGACCUGGAACGACGGAGACUGGCCUGUCCUGCAGCCCGUCCGCGGCAAGAUGUCUGGCUGGCCGCUGCCUCACCAGACGAGAGACCUGCCAGGCACGGGGCCGUUUAACUCGGACCCGGAUGUAUACGAUUUCAAGACGAGAGGGGGAGCGAUCCCGCGGAACUUGGUGCACUGGCGGGUGCCCCGCGACGGUGCGUUCGAGGUGACAACAAGCGGGCUGCGGGUGGUGCUGGGGCGUAAUCGGCUGGAUGGGUGGCCCGGGGGCGACGAGCCGGCUGCGAUGGCGGUUUCGUUCAUUGGGCGGCGCCAGACGGACAGUCUGUUUCGGUUUAGUGUCGACAUCGAACUGGAUCCGACCGCGCACGGUCAGGAGGCGGGUGUGACCGCGUUUCUGACCCAACAGGCGAAUGUGCAGCUGGGCGUGGUCCUUGUGGAGGGGCAGCUGAAGUUCAGGUUUAACGCGUCGGGUGAGGUGACAGAGAAGGCGGUGCCAAAGGGGUGGGCGGGCAGGGCGAUUAGGAUGGAGAUCCAGAUGGCCAAGCCGACCGAGUAUGUCUUCUCAGCUGCGCUAGCAUCUCAUCCCAAGACGAAGGUUGAGUUGGGCACGGCAUCGGCAGAGCUGUUGAGCGGCGGGUCAGGGUCGUUCGUCGGGACCUUGAUCGGGGUCUAUGCAACCUGUAACGGAGCUGGCCAGGGAAUUGACUGCCCCGCGGGGACACCGAGUGCGUACUUCACGAGGUGGCGGUACACAGGGGGCGGCCAGUUCUAUACCGAGACCGAGACCGUUCCUCGUCGUGGAAGUGCCAGAAAUCUAGAAAGGGUAGAGGUGACAAGGGCCGAGCAGGAGGGAGUGCGCUAA
This is a messenger RNA of Chaetomium strumarium, 2064 nucleotides long. Its product is annotated as glycosyl hydrolase. NCBI's taxonomy places the organism in Eukaryota, Fungi, Ascomycota, Sordariomycetes, Sordariales, Chaetomiaceae. The record is from RefSeq and is a predicted model, not a curated record. Bases 322 to 2064 code for a protein of 580 amino acids. Gene Ontology annotation, molecular function: hydrolase activity, hydrolyzing O-glycosyl compounds. The transcript has a single exon. Gene Ontology annotation, biological process: carbohydrate metabolic process.